This is a messenger RNA of Symbiodinium sp. CCMP2456, 2019 nucleotides long. NCBI's taxonomy places the organism in Eukaryota, Dinophyceae, Suessiales, Symbiodiniaceae. The record is from the annotation of a GenBank genome assembly.
AUGGACCUUGAAGAGUUCAAGGCACUCUGCGCAGAGUACAAGGACCGCUUGGCGUGCUUGAUGGUCACCUACCCAUCCACCCGGGCAUUCUUCGAAGACAACAUCCAGGAGAUUUGCUCCACUGUCCACGAGAACGGUGGCCAGGUCUACAUGGAUGGCGCAAACAUGAAUGCCCAGCUGGGCCUGACCUCCCCGGGCAUGAUCGGCGCCGACGUGUGCCAUCUGAACCUGCACAAGACCUUCAGCAUCCCCCACGGCGGUGGCGGCCCCGGCCUCGGCCCCAUCUGUGCGAAGAAGCACCUGGCCCCGCACCUUCCGGGACACUGCGUGGUGAACCCGCCCACGGCUGGCUCGGACCCUGCUGGUGCCGUCUCUGCGGCCCCCUGGGGCCAGGCCGGCAUCGCGUGCAUCCCAUGGAUGUUCUGCACCAUGUUGGGCAAGCAGGGAGUGCUGGACAGCGGGCGCUACUCCAUCCUGAACGCAAACUACAUGAAGGCUCGGCUUGAGCCUCAUUUCGACAUUGCCCCAACCAACAAGAACAACCGUUGCGCCCACGAGUUCAUCAUGGACUUCUCAGACAUCCGAAAGAAGUCCGGCAUCGUCGAGGAGGACAUCGCCAAGCGAUUGCAGGAAGGCAAGAAGGCCGCCCAUAGCAAGGCAUCCAUCUUCUACGGAGCAGAUGAGUAUCUUGAGGAGCUUAAGAAGAAGUACGAGCACGACCGUCAGGCUUGUGUGGUAUUCUAUCACUUUCAGUACGAGCACGACCAUGAGAUUGCAGCUCUGAAGAACGCUCUGCCAGGUGAGGGUGACCCGAACGCGGCAGGGGUUGCUCAGAGCAGCGACAAGAUGCUCUCCGUUCAGAAGAACAACGAGAACAGGAGCUUGAAGACGAACCGGCUCUUCCCGACUCCUAACAAGCCCGACCCGAUGCCGCAGAAUCUCGCGUUCCUUUUCACCAAGAUCACGCCGGACUGGGAUAUCAAAGAGCAGAUGAUUUACAUGUGGAACGUAUUAACGGCAAUCUUUUUCACCCAAGUGCUGAUGGUGAUCGGCUACUGCGCAGCUUUGGCUUGCUUCCCAGACUUCUGGUGGACCUGCACUCUGUGCUUCGGCAUCCCAUUCUCGUACAUCGCCAUCCAGAACAUUUACAUUGAUCACGACGUCAUGCACGGAGCCACUUUCCCGGUGUACGAGUGGCAGCGCUUCUUGACUCACCCCUUUGCGGACUUUUUCUCUUUGCCUUGGGAGGAGUUUGUCCUGGAGCACAACAGGCAUCAUGCCUCGACGGUUGACCUGCUGAUCCAGGGUGAGUUCGGCUGGGACCCCGAGGAGUUCCACUACGCCCUGCAGCAGUGGGCCGGACCAUGGAGCUCUAACUGGUACAAGUACCUGCUCACCGUCCCCUUCAUCCCUAUGAUCCAUUUCUUCGGUCUUAACGAUACCGGCUCUCUGUUUGCCUUGGAGUGGUGGAUGCACUUCCCCGACGAGGGUGCAGGUGGCAAGUGCAACAAGGAGUUCUGGAGCAAGUGGAUUCCACGCCGCGUCAAGCACAAUGCCUUCGUGCUCUCGCUUUGGGCGUGUGUGUGGCUGCUCGGCACCUACCCUCUGGGACGUCCUCUGAGCGAGGGCUGGCGGUUCAUGUUCACUGUGUCCGUCUUCGCUCGCAUCGGCUACUCCGCGGCCUGGAUGUUCAUCACCAACUUCACUCACAGCUUGCCUUGGAACGAGUUCCUCGCACAGGAUCCGGGCCGCACCUGGCCUGUCCUUCAUAACGUGAUGGCCAUGGUUCUGGGAGGAAAGCACCGCUGGAACGAGAUGCUCUUCCACGAUGUACAUCAUGCGUUCCCCAACGCGGUCGGCACGCUGAGCCAGCGCGGCCGCUUCCAUGGCUGGGAGAAGGUGCACGACGCUGCCGCCGAGGUUCUGCACCGUGGACUGUGGAAGCCCAAUGGUGAUGAGGAGACCCAGAUGCAGAAGACCCAGAAGAAGCGCUCUUUGAUGAUGAAGCAGGGCAAGUAA